Molecule: messenger RNA, 1289 nt
Organism: Acanthopagrus latus (yellowfin seabream)
Lineage: Eukaryota; Metazoa; Chordata; Actinopteri; Spariformes; Sparidae
Gene: phlda3
Product: pleckstrin homology-like domain, family A, member 3
Exons: 2
Coding region: 323-754 (143 amino acids)
Biological process (GO): positive regulation of apoptotic process
Molecular function (GO): phosphatidylinositol phosphate binding
Source: RefSeq, a predicted model, not a curated record
AACUGUCUGACACACACACACCGCCACACACACACUCCUCCUGCCGUCACCAGGAGGAGGCGGGGUGCAGGCUGAAGAGGAGAAAGUCCACGGAGGAGCCGGGCAUGUUCAAACAUAUCCAGGCAGAGCAGCCUGACAUCAUCCAAGGCGCGCUGUCAGUGCGCACGGACUGGACUUACACACUGUCACCACUCAUGUCACAGCCGCUCACGUUUUCCUGAGGAACACUUACACGCGGGUAUAUUGAUGUUGUAUGACAUGCGUAUUUAAUGGAAUGACCUUGAGACGCGCCGCUGUAUGAAGACUUCGGCUGAGCGUGGCCAUGUCUCUGUCGGUCAAAGUGAUGCGGGACGGGCUGCUGGAGAAGCGCAGCAGCGGUCUCCUCCAGCUGUGGAAGAAGAAGCGCUGCGUGCUCACGGAGGAGGGACUGCGCCUGCACAACUGCAAAGGCGGUGGCGCUGGUGGUGGGGAUGCCCAGAGCUCGGCGUGGAGCUCCAAAGCCAAGGAGCUCCGCUUCGAGCGCAUGGUCACGGUGGACUGCGUGGAGUACAAGCGGGGGCUGGUGUACUUCACCGUGGUGAUGGCGACGGGGAAGGAGAUUGACUUUCGGUGUCCGCAGGACGGCACUGCCUGGAACGCGGAGAUCGCGCUGGCGCUGGUGCGCUUUAAGAACCUGCAGGCCGUGCAAACUGGACGGAAGAGGCACCUGUCCACAGCACACCUGGGCAGCACCGGGGAGGACGAGGAGCUGUGACAAGGACAAGCCUUGUCUUCUUCUGGGGAGUGAACCAAUCAGAGAGGAGAAGGGUGGAAGACGCCACAUCCAUCCAGCUUGAUUCCGUGGCGAUGAUGGGUUGUGCAGAAAAGGGCCAUCAGUGAACAAGGAUGAGAGCAAGAGUCACACUCAUGUCUUGUUCUCCUAUAGGAAUAUUUUAAUCAUGGACUUCAGUGGUUUUUUUUCAGUCAUGACCUGAGUGCUUGAGGUCACUCUUGAGUCCACUGCAUGAGGAAAAGAUGGUGUCAUUCGGAGGGAAACUGACGAGCUGGGACACUGUUCAUACCGUGUGCCUUGAUGUUUCAAAAAUGUAUUCUAUUUUGGACAUCAUUUUCUGACAUUGCUGAAACAGUGGUCACUUUUUUUUUCUUCAGUCGAACAGAUUUGCAUGUUUUUCUAAAGCUGAACAUGAAGACUAACUUGCUAAUAAACUGCUCUUAUUCAUUGCAUAUUCCAUUCUAUAUAUCUGCUGAAACCAUGUACAGUAUUACACAGAUUAAAUUCAUUUUUGACA